Bactrocera oleae (olive fruit fly) is the source of this 775-nucleotide messenger RNA. RefSeq names its product NADH dehydrogenase (ubiquinone) B15 subunit (gene ND-B15). Lineage: Eukaryota; Metazoa; Arthropoda; Insecta; Diptera; Tephritidae. The record is from RefSeq and is a predicted model, not a curated record. Gene Ontology annotation, cellular component: mitochondrion.
GGUGUUCUAAUUAUUUAAGAAAUCAAACGUCGCUUCUAUAAUUUAAAUAUAUUUAAUAGAAUUCACUUGCAAAAAUACAUAAACAUACAUAAUCUGACAAUAAAACAGAACAUUUAAAUUCUAACGGUAUUCUAUCCGCUCAUAAAUCUAUUACAUUUCUGCGCUUAACAGUAUAGCCAACUGAAUCAACCAGCUGAACAAUUUGACAUUUCACUUUGACAAUUGCUUGACAGCAAAAAUAAUUCUGUUCGGUGAAAUUGCUGCGCUUCAAAGUGUGCACAAAAACGAAAACAAUCCGCAAUAAUGCCCGAAAUAUCAGCAGCUGAGAAGGAAUUCCUGCGUCGCAAACAUGAGCAGACAACAAAGUUGCGUGCCGAAUAUUUGAAACAAGCAUCAAACCCGCACAGACAUGCGACAGGCGAAGGUGGCACUUUGUUCGAUGCCGGUUUGGCGCGUUUUCAAGCGAUGCGUGUCUCCAACUAUGAACACUUCCGGCCUACCGGGACAGCCUUCCGUACUGGUAUGUUCGCCGUAGUGCUGCCAAUUGUUGUCUAUGCUUGGGCGUUGAAAACAGAACGCGAUGGUCGGGAACAGAAAUACCGCACAGGUCAGGUGGCCUAUAAGGAUCGUCAAUUCAAAUUCAUUUAAAUUUCUUUUCGAAGAAAAGCGCAUAACAAAUGGCUUGUGGCAAAGUUGUAGCCAUAUUAAAAAAUAUGUGCAUAUGCUUUUAUUAAUGAAUAAACAUAGUCUUAUUAAAAUGAACAUAAAAUUGCGA